GGAUUUAAAGGUUGCUGUACUGCAGGACGUCCUGGUUAUUACUGUCCCGUCUGGAGGUUCUGCAGGACCGAGUUCAGUCAGAUCUGAUGGAUUAUUUCUGGAUUUUCUCGGCGGAGACCUGGACUCUGCUGCUGCUGUUCACCAGCCUCCUGCUGCUGUAUGGAUACUGGCCCUAUAAAUACUUCGUAAAGUUGGGGAUUCCAGGACCUAAACCUCUUCCACUUUUCGGAACUAUGUUGGAAUAUCGAAAAGGUUUUCACGCAUUUGAUAUGGAAUGCUACAGGAAGUAUGGGAAGAUAUGGGGGAUAUUUGACGGGAGGGAGCCGGUGCUCUCUAUUGCUGAUCAAACCAUCGUUAAAUCAAUCCUGGUUAAAGAAUGCUACACUUACUUCACCAACAGGAGGGAUGUCGGUCUGAACGGAGAGCUGUACGACGCUCUGUUCGUCACUAAAGACGAGGACUGGAAGAGAAUCCGGAACCAUCUCUCACCAUCGUUCACCAGCGGCAGACUGAAGGAGAUGUUCGGGAUCAUGAAGACACACACCAACACUUUAGUUAAAAACCUGGAGAAAAGCAGGAAGAACGAAGGAAUCGCAGUUAAAGAUGUGUUUGGAGCGUACAGUAUGGACGUGAUAACGAGUACAGCGUUCAGCGUCGACAUCGAUUCCAUGAACAACCCUAAAGACCCGUUCGUCACCAACAUCAAGAAGAUGCUGGACAUUGAUUUCUUAAGCCCUAUUUUCAUCGUCGCAAUGGUCUUUCCAUUCGCACUGCCCCUGCUGGAGAAAAUGAAAAUCUCAUUUUUCUCCCAAUCGGUGUCGGACUUCUUUCUUGGCUCACUGAAGAAGAUAAAAACUGAGCGAGAGGCCAAAAAUCACAAGAGCAGAGUGGACAUCCUGCAGCUCAUGGUGGAUUCUCAGACAGAAGAUGACCAGCAAGGCGAGGAGAUGAAGAAAGGUCUGAGUGAUCAUGAGAUCCUGUCCCAGUCCAUGUCCUUCAUCUUUGCCGGUUACGAGACGAGCAGCAGCACUCUGUCCUUCUUCUUCUACAACAUCGCCACCAACCCUGAGACCAUGAAGAAGCUUCAGCGGGAGAUCGACCAGACCUUCCCCAACAAGACUCCAGUUAACUAUGACGCAGUGAUGAACAUGGAAUAUCUUGAAGCUGCUCUGAAUGAAUCCAUGAGGUUGUUUCCUGUGGUGGCCCGGCUGGAAAGAGUCUGCAAGGAGACCAUCGAGAUUAAUGGCCUCACCAUUCCGCAAGGAACCUCCAUCAUGAUACCGGUGUUUCCCCUCCACAGAGACCCAGAGUACUGGUCCGACCCGUCAACCUUCAAUCCAGAAAGGUUCACUAAGGGGAAUAAGGAGAAUGUGGACCCCUACGUCUACAUGCCUUUCGGUUCUGGACCCAGAAACUGUAUCGGGAUGAGGUUCGCCCUGUUGGCCAUGAAGCUUGCCAUCGUCGAGAUCCUGCAGAGAUUCGACGUCAUCAAUCCUGAUCCAAACCAGGUUCCGCUGAAGUUGGGAAUCCAUCCUUUCCUGUCCCCAAAAUACCCAAUCAAGCUGAAAUUCAUCCCUCGAGCUAACUCUAGCUCAGGAGAACCCAACAACAAUCAGGUUAAAUCGUAAAGUGAGGUGUGAGGUGACAGAGUUCUGUGUUUAUCAGCUCUACGCUAAACACCAGGACUGCCUAAAUGGAAUACAAAAAUGUGAAAAGGAAAAAGAUGCUUUACAGCACCCUAGAAACCACUAAAUACACCAGAUCAUUUACCUAGCUAACUGUCUAACAACUGCGUAGGAAUUCAAUGGUAACUUCAGCACCUCAGAAACCCCCAAAUACACCAGAGGAACCACCUAACUAACUAUGGAUAACAACACCCUAGAAACUACUGAAUACACCACAUCAACUACCUAGCUAAUUAUGCAACCACUGUACAGCAAUGCCUUAAUAACUGCUCUACAGCAAAACUAAUGUAACAUCUGAAUAACGAUGCCUUAGCAACCAACUGGAAUACCACAGCAACUGCAAACGGUUUCGUUUUCACGCCCAUAGCUCUGGGUCUCAGGGCACUGUCUAUUUAGUGAAUGAACGAACUGCGCCCCCUAGAGCAGAGGGCUGGUAAUGUAAGUGUUCUGUACACAGUUGGGACAGUCUUUUAACUUUGAACAGCUAUCCUUUCCUUGACUUUUGGGUGUGUGCGCUUAUAUUUUUGUAUUAAUUACAUAUUUAUCAAUUUAUACAAUAAACGUAAUAUAUAAAAUGUAUGUAUUAAUAAUGCAUAAAAAUAAUAAUAUAAUGCAGAACGUGCUAAGAGUGUGCUGUGUUGUUUUGUUCUUUGUGUUUUUGUUUUAUUACAAUGAAUAUAAAUAAACAUAUUGAUAAUCAACUCA
Messenger RNA from Astyanax mexicanus (Mexican tetra), 2390 nucleotides. Its product is annotated as cytochrome P450 3A56. The transcript has 13 exons. Lineage: Eukaryota; Metazoa; Chordata; Actinopteri; Characiformes; Acestrorhamphidae. Gene Ontology annotation, molecular function: oxidoreductase activity, acting on paired donors, with incorporation or reduction of molecular oxygen, reduced flavin or flavoprotein as one donor, and incorporation of one atom of oxygen; iron ion binding; steroid hydroxylase activity. The record is from RefSeq and is a predicted model, not a curated record. Bases 87 to 1628 code for a protein of 513 amino acids.